This is a messenger RNA of Cuculus canorus (common cuckoo), 5225 nucleotides long. It is a transcript of the gene ANGEL2, whose product is annotated as angel homolog 2. Gene Ontology annotation, molecular function: mRNA 3'-UTR binding; 3'-5'-RNA exonuclease activity. The coding region runs from base 138 to 1682 and encodes 514 amino acids. The transcript has 8 exons. The record is from RefSeq and is a predicted model, not a curated record. Gene Ontology annotation, biological process: 3'-UTR-mediated mRNA stabilization. Lineage: Eukaryota; Metazoa; Chordata; Aves; Cuculiformes; Cuculidae.
UGCUGGGCGUUUAGUAAGGGGAUCUUUCUCGGUCCUUUUCCCGAAACGCCAAGGCGCCGCUCCCUCUCGGCUCCAUUACUCUGGAAAGCGCCGUUUCGAACAAGCCGGUGGUGCUGGAAGUUGUCCUUUGACACUCCAUGCUGCCCCGUCAUGUGCAGAGGCUGGGCAGAGACUGCAUCGCCCACUGGAAUGGUUCUCAGAUGCUUGCCUUGAACAGCCCAGUUCCCAGCUGUACGAGAUGGGCCGGGCACUAUCCUUGGGCCUCGUUUCCACUUCCUGUUCCAACUGACUUCUCAGUAAACUGUAGAAUCCCUCCAUUUUUUGGACCUUGGAGACAAUUUCAGAACUGUAAUUGGCAGCUUGAUAACUUCGUGCAGAGUUCUUGCUUCCACCUACCUAACCCCAGUAUGAAAUCUGAGGGAGAAGAGCCAUUGACAAAGAAGAGAAAACUCGGUGACCAGCAUGAUACUUUAACUCUUGAAGAAGGAACAAAUGUCUCUAAUCAAGAGGAAGCAUCAGGUCUUUCUGUAGCACAGAUUGAAGAAAAACGUUGCAGCAAGAAAGGAAUCGUCAAAAGACGCUGGGAGUAUUUCUGUCAGCACAGUAGAACAAUGAAGAUCUUUGAAAAUAAACAAACUGACCUAAGCAAUACAGAAAGUGAGGCAAAAUUUGAUUUUACAGUCAUGUCCUACAAUAUCCUCUCACAGAAUUUGUUGGAAGAUAACUCCCACCUGUACAAACACUGCAGGCAACGCUUGCUAAUCUGGGCAUACAGAUUUCCCAACAUUUUACAAGAAAUCAAACAGCUGGAUGCAGAUGUACUCUGUUUGCAAGAAGUCCAAGAAGACCACUAUAGAACAGAGAUCAAGUCAAGUUUGGAAUCCCUGGGGUAUCACUGUGAGUAUAAAAUGAGGACAGGGAGAAAACCUGAUGGCUGUGCUGUUUGCUUCAAAACUUCCAAAUUUAGCCUGAUUUCAUCAAACCCAGUGGAAUUUUUUCGCCGGGAUAUUCCGCUCUUGGACAGGGACAACGUUGGACUGGUGUUGCUUUUGCAGCCUAUAUUUCACUGUAAAACUAAUGCUGCAAUCUGUAUAGCCAAUACGCAUUUGCUGUACAACCCAAGGCGAGGAGACAUCAAACUGACUCAACUUGCAAUGCUCCUGGCCGAGAUUGCUAGUGUUGCCCCUCAAAAGGAUGGCACCUUCUGUCCAAUUAUCAUCUGUGGUGACUUCAAUUCUGUUCCCGGUUCUCCACUGUACAGAUUUAUAAAGGAAGGAAAGUUAAACUAUGAAGGACUUUCGAUAGGGAAGGUCUCUGGACAAGAACAGUUUCCAAGGGGACAAAGAAUCUUAUCUAUUCCAAUUUGGCCAAAAAAAUUAGGUAUUUCACAAAACUGUGUGUAUGAAACAAAACAACAACAAAAAGAAGAAAAUGCAGGAGAAAAAUUGGAAACAGCAAAACUGGACAAGAGCCAAGAGAUUGUCGUAGCAUCUGAAAAGUUGUCAUCAAAACUGCAGCACUGUUUUAAAUUGUCUUCAGUCUAUUCUCAUUACUUUCCUGAAACUGGGAUACCAGAAGUAACAACUUGUCACUCUCGAAGUGCUGUCACUGUGGAUUACAUUUUCUAUUCUGCAGCAUGUGAUGAUACUGCUGUCCAGCCAGGUAAAGAAACCAACAUUUAAUUAUUUUUCACAAAUGCUAAAUGAGAGCAUUCAGAUGCUGUUUUAAGGGAAAUAUGGUAAUUUAAUGUGCCUGAGGUACCUCAGUGGUUUGUGGUGGUGCUUUGAAUGUCAGAUAUUAUCUUAGAAACGUGCCUGGCCUUGUCGACUUGCCUCAGUUGGACUUGUAGUGCCACACAGGGUAAACAUUUUCAACUCAUGGAAUAUUCCUGUAGUUGCCAUCUCACCAUGGAGGCAAGAGCUGAGGCUACAGAAAAGCGGCAAUGUAAGUAGCACCUCAGAAAUGCAGCUGUCAGUAACCCGUGCAGGACCUGAAUGACCAGACCUACAACAAAGCAGUAUUUCCAGUCAUCUGAUCAACAAAAUAGUGAACAGUAAUUUAUGAUGUGCAUUAAAACUAAUAGAUGUUUCUUAGAAAGUUGCUUUUCAGGUAGUCUUGAUGUAACGUCUGUCAAGUAAAUGACCUCUGUGGCCCUUGCUCUAGGAGCAGUCACUUGCACAUGCCCAGUUGUCACUCUCUUGGUUGCAGUUGCAGCUAAAACUCACCAGAUGGUGCAAGAAAGACAUAGUACCUCUGCGGGUGGAUGUAUGCGUGGGUAACAAACUGCUUAUCUUUGCUGCAUUUUUUUGUUCUUCCCACGGAUACUUCUGAGUAGUGUGCUUCCAGUCUCAUUGUUAGUUCUGUGUUUUAUGCCAUCAUCAAAGGUCACUGCACAGUGCAGUGCUUUGAGAAAUAUGGCUCUGCAGAACUUGGAACAAAGAAACCUGGAUUCCACUCCUGCUCCUAGUGUAGAUUGUGGCUGAUUUUUACAAAUUAAUAGUAUUUUUGGUAUGAAAAAAGAAAAUACCAUCUUCAUCUCUCAUACUUUGAGUUGUGAUUGUUAAAAUUCACUGAAUCAAUGCACAACAGUCUCAUUUGUCAUAAGGUGAACGGUAAAUGCUAUCUUAAUGUAAAAUAUCAAAUACCACAGCUUCACAAUACAGAAAUAAAAGUUUUGACUGAAAAACAGGGGUAUGAGAAGUAUCUAAAUGACUUCUGAGUGCUUUGAUUUAACAGAAUGCUGUGUGAUUUCAGAGUGCAUCCCUGUGCAAAAUUUAAUUUGAAUUCACCCACUUAUAUAUUUUGUUGCACCAUCAUUGCCCUAGCAGAGCUGGAGCACUUUUCUUUCUGCAUGUGUUUUUCAAAUAUUCUGUACCCCACGUCCGGGUACGGAAUGGGACUGAAGUUGAAUUCUCCAAGUAGUUUAAAGUGGUGUAGCUUUUAUACAUUUGUUCUUGGAAACUAAGUAAUAGUCUGGAUUUCCAGUUUCCUAAUGACCUGGGCCUCUGUCCUAAAAGCUGUCAGUGUGUGAACAAGUGAGCAUUACGUAUGGUCUAGGCCGACUGAUUGGUUUUUUUCCAGUUGAAGAGUUCGGGGUUAUUUUGAAAGUUUUCAUGCUUUGGUCUGUGUCAUGCUUAGCCAAGGAUUUGGUUUGCUAUUCAGGAUUUGCUGUGAUGUCAGGGUUCAGUAUCUACCUGAGUCCUGCAGGACUCAAUUUUGCUAGUUUGAGAGUGCUCUGAGCUGACAUUAAUCACUGCAUGUAGACCAGGCUUUCUGUAGCAACAAACUGCUGCUCUGUAGACAUGCAGGUGCUGUGCCAAAUCAUAAGUGUAGCUCGAGAGCUGUUUGGGAGUGUGCUCUAGAGCUACCAAGGCAUCUUUGCAGUAAAAAAGCGUUUCUUCAGAGCAGCAGUAAACAGCUGCUGGGUUGUUAGAGGACUGGAAAGCUGGCAGAUGGCGAAAAGUGGAGCUGUUAAACUAUCCAAGGAGUUUAACAGUUGCUGGAUAAUCCUCUAAAAUACGCCUACUGGUAAGCCAGUACCAGGUUCAGCCAGGAAGUUCUGAAUAUUGCUGAGUGCUUCUGUACAGAAAAUAUUUUUGUCGAAGUUACAGCUGGUGUUUUGCUGGUCCUGAAAGCGCUCAACAUGCUCAAUAUAAUCUCCGCACUCUGAAAACAACAGCUAGGGUUGCUGAGUAGUCAUCUCACUCAAAUACAGAGCUCAAGAAGUCUAAAAGUUUAACAGGUUAUGGAAGGACCUCAUUCUCAAUGGAUUUUUUUAACUUGAUUUGAAAAAAAGCUGGUUACUCUUUGAUUUUCUGGUUUGUUUUUUUCUUUUUAAAUGAGGAAGUAUUUUAAGUACAGUGUAAUAAUAAGGUGUAAUAAUAGCAUUGCUGUGAGUCGUCUUCCCCUCUUCCAUGAGCAAUGCAAUGUUUCUUCUGUCUGUGUGGCAAGGGAUUAUUUUGUGUGUGUGUUUCUAUUAUUUUUUUUAAUGCAAUAAUAGGAAUAGUUGCAGGAAACACUGGAGGAAGAUCCCUUUCUUAUGAUGAACAGUCAGGAGAGGAAAUGCUAGGAAGCUGUCAUCCUUGUGAGCAAGAGUUCCUGUAUGACUUGCUUGAUGGAGAGCUAUGUGCUUGAGGAUGAAGAAAUAAAAUAUUGUGUGAACCAGUACCUCUCAAAAGAUCCUUAAUUUUGCAGCGUCACCUCUGUUUGGCAAUGCUGUUGUGCUAGAGUAUAGGACUGGAUUGUGCGAGGCUUUUCCAGGGGAGUUACAAUGAACAAAUAAAUCCCUUUCUCUUUAUACCUCAACUCAUCCCUCUGCGAAAUGGAGGGAUGGUGUCUUUCUGAGGACUUUGAGCUCUACUGAUUGUAAGUCCUACAGCGAGUGUGUAAUAUUUAACAAAAAUUUCCAAACUGCCUUAUUGGUGAUUUUGCAUGGAACAAUGACUCCAGACUAUUUCUGCCAUACUGUUUUCCUCUUUCUGGAUAUAUAUGACUGUGAUUUUUAGCCCAUGCUGAUGAACGUUUCCACUUUUUUCUUUUUAAACCAGGAGCAGAAGAUUCUUCUCAUGGAGGUCUGAAACUGCUUGGCAGGCUGGCACUUCUCACAGAGAAAGAUCUUUGGACUGUUAAUGGUCUUCCCAAUGAAAAUAACUCAUCUGACCACCUGCCAUUGCUAGCAGAGUUCAGGCUUAUUGAACGGUAAUAUACAAAGGACUUUUUGUGUGGGUAAAGCUACAUUCACCCUCUCUCUUCAUGCGAUCAUUACUAUUUUUUUAAAGGUUAAGUCAAGCACUGCUGGUCCGGUUGAAAUGUUUGCCUGCAUCCUGAUUUGUUAGUGUUGUGUAAAGUAGACUUUUUAAAUAGGCUUUUUUUUUAAAAAAAAUGUUUAUAUUCCUCUAUCAAGUCUUCGAGGCAAAAAGAAAAAAAAUUGUUAGGUUCCUCUUUGAUAAUGGAAAACAUCUGUGCCAGUCUCAAAAUGGCAUUAUUUUUCACAGAGAUGCUGUAAAAUGGUUUUUAUUGUCAGUUACAGUAAAACUGAUUAUUCAGAGAAUUGUGUGCUUCUUCAAGUAAAGGGUACUAAGUUUGUGUAUGUGUCGCAUUUUACAAUGGGCUGAAAGUAAUGUUUUACUGCAAAGUUGCUCUGUGGACACUAUUAUCUAAAUACUUCUGAGAAGGCAUUUCCUCACUUACCUACAGUGCAAUCAGGGCAGAGGCCGCAAGGCUGG